Molecule: messenger RNA, 984 nt
Organism: Scedosporium apiospermum
Lineage: Eukaryota; Fungi; Ascomycota; Sordariomycetes; Microascales; Microascaceae
Exons: 4
Coding region: 1-984 (327 amino acids)
Source: RefSeq, a predicted model, not a curated record
AUGAAGUUCAGCAUCGCUGUCGCCGCCUUUGCGGCUACCCAGCUCGACUUGGCUGCUGCCCACUCUUACAUCUACGGAGUGUUCCUCAACGGUGUUGACCAGGGCUCAUUCAACGGUAUCCGGAUACCCGCUUUCAACGGGCCUCCUCCAAGGGGCUACGCCAACUCACCCGUCAAGGACGUCACUAGUCCCGAUAUACGAUGCAACGUCCUCGGCGACCGCGCUGUUCCUUACACUAUUGACGUUGUUCCCGGUGACACUCUGACACUGGACUGGCACCACGACGAGCGAACCCAGAAGGACGAUGUUAUAGACAAGUCCCACCACGGCCCUGCGCUGGCCUACCUCUCCCCCGACCCGCCCACCGAGAACUCCUUCGUCAAGAUUUGGCACAAGGGCAAGUACGAGCAAGCUUCCGAGCCUCUUGGUGAGGGCAAGUGGGCCAUCACCUCCGAGAUCAAGCCAAGGCAUGGAUUGAUGAAUGUCAGGAUCCCUGCUGAUCUCAAGCCUGGACCGUAUCUGCUCCGCGCCGAGAUGAUCGCCCUGCACGAGGCCGACGCCAAGUUCAACGAGAACCCCAUCCGCGGCGCCCAGUUCUACCCCAACUGCGUCCAGCUCAUGGUCGGCGGAAACGGUACCGUCGAGCUCCCCCAGGGCGUCUCCUUCCCCGGAGCUUAUAGCUUCGACGACCCCGGGGUGCAUCACGAUGUCUACUGCUCCACCAAGACGACCACCACCGUCCCCUGCACAACGGAGUACAUCAUCCCCGGCCCCACCGUCUGGUCCGGCGCCUGGCCCGAGACCACCGACGUCGAGGUCGGUCCCACGACCGGUGCCACCCGCAUCACGGCGUGGUCUUCCUGGGUUCAGAACGGAGUCGUGACCUCGGGGGUGUACGAUGGCGCUAGUGUUAAGAUUGAAGGGUCGGCGAGCUAUGUACCGAGUUGGCCGACGACUUACGAGGCUCCGCAACCCACCAGUUGA